Molecule: messenger RNA, 610 nt
Organism: Trematomus bernacchii (emerald rockcod)
Lineage: Eukaryota; Metazoa; Chordata; Actinopteri; Perciformes; Nototheniidae
Gene: arl11
Product: ADP-ribosylation factor-like 11
Exons: 5
Coding region: 58-579 (173 amino acids)
Biological process (GO): intracellular protein transport; vesicle-mediated transport
Cellular component (GO): cytoplasm
Molecular function (GO): GTPase activity; GTP binding
Source: RefSeq, a predicted model, not a curated record
CUGUCGUUUUGAGAGAAGAAGAAGGUCCACAGAAGAAGAAGAAGAAGAAUAUUAUUAAUGGGUUUGUCUCACAGCUCCAGCGCCCCUCAGGUGAUCCUGAUGGGUUUGGACUCUGCAGGUAAAUCCACUCUGUUGGCCCGGCUGCUGACCGGACAGGUGAUGGACACGUCUCCCACCAUCGGCUUCAACGUGGGGACUCUGGAUCUGGACAAGAAGACGUCUCUCACCAUCUGGGACGUGGGGGGGCAGAAGAGCAUGAGAGCCAACUGGAGGUUCUACCUGGAGGACUGCCGGGCCCUGGUCUUCGUCGUGGACAGCAGCGACCCGGCUCGACUGCCUGAGGCCCAGAAGGUCCUGAAGAAGGUUCUGAGUGAGGAGAACCUCCGAGACGUUCCUCUCAUGGUUCUGGCCAAUAAGAAGGACCGGCCCAACUCCAUGACCAUCAGGGAGGUCUCUCAGCAGCUGGACCUGGCUCAGUACGGGGACCGGCUGUGGGAGAUCCAGGCCUGCAGCGCUGUGCAGGGUCUAGGCCUCCAGCAGGCCUUCCUGUCCGUGCACAAGCUCAUCAAGAAGACCUGAAGACCUGAACACCUGAAGACCUGCAAAGACC